UAUUCACAUUUGAGGGGUUAUUAAUCCUCUCCUGCAGGAGAAAUCUUGCAUCACAGUGAAAUGCAAAGAUGGCAAGGUGAUGUCAGCAUACUGCAUGAUGUGAUGGCAUUUUUUGUACAUGCAUGAAUUAAUAAUCAUUUCAUCUUUGCUAAACUAUGAGGUUGAGAAACCAAGAUCUUGGCAUAUUAAAUUGAUGGCUAGCUGAUUUCAUGCACACAGUGAUGGGGCCAGCCUUGGCAUUUUUAACUCCAGGUCAUUGGAUUCAGGAUUGUUGGGUUCAAGAAGUUGACCUGUGAUAAUCUUGAUGUGAUAUCAAUCUCUCAUAUGUAGACAAGUGGCAUCUCUUGGUUCUCGACUAAGAAUCAGUACAAGAGAGAAGGAGGUUGACCUUGAAAGAAUUUAUAAGUGGCAGGUGUGACUGUUCCAUGCUUGCUUGAGUUCAUGUAGAUGAUGAGUCGAAGCAUUUCCUGCUAUCAUGUAGUGGCUGUUAUGAGGCCUGUACAAAGUAUGAGCUGUAGUAAGAUGAGAUUUAUGUUGCUACAAUCAAGAAAAAGCCUGGACAUGGUUUUUCGAAGGAGUUCAGCUGAUGCUCGAGUGCAGCCUCCCAUGGGUGGACCACCUCCCAGGAGAAUUGGUGCUUAUGGAUUUGCUCUUCUGUCUGUGCCAAUCUUGACCUUCUGCUUGGGAACAUGGCAAGUGAAGAGGAGGGCUUGGAAGCUCCGACUCAUUGAGGAGCUGGGACGAAAAACUCACUUACAACCUAUUGAGCUUCCUCUUGAGUAUAUUCUGGCUCUGAAUGUCAACAGUGAUCCUAUGAUGAUGAGGGAUAUGGAAUAUCGACCUGUGAGGGUGCAAGGACAUUUUUUGCAUGAUCAAGAGAUGUAUAUUCAACCGAAGUCCCUAAUAAAAAAAGGAGCAGUUUCAUCUGGUGGAGGAAUUGUCAGCUCUCCUCAGACAAUUGGUGGAGCUCUUGUCAUCACACCUUUUCGCCUUUCUGAUGGACAAGGGACCAUUUUGGUGAAUCGAGGGUGGGUACCGCGGAAACUGAUUUCACCUGGAUCCAGACAGAAAGGCCAAGUGGAAGGAGAAGUUGAGAUCACAGGCAUCUUUCGGAUCACAGAUCCUAGGCCUCCCUUUGCUCCCCAUGAUAACCCGGAUUCAAAGUUUUUUCAUCGCAGGGAUGUGGAGCAAAUGGCAGCCCUCAGAGGGACAUUGCCAAUUUGGGUGGAUGCAGAUGACAGAUCCACUGUAGAGGGAGGCCCUAUUGGAGGACAGACACUUGUGUCCAUACGUAAUGAGCACUUUUCCUACAUCAUCACAUGGUAUGUCAGAAAUGGAGAAAAACUUCCUAUAUCACCUAUUUAUACUUAUCCCCGCAUUGAGAUGGCAUCUCCUGUCCCCACAAUGGAUUCAGUGGAUGAUGAGGUCCUGUUGACAACACAUGCAUCACCUGAGCCAACCAAGGCUUCUUUCUCCAUGGGUGCUGCAGAAGAUUGGCAGUUGCCUCUCAAGUAUCGACGACGACCUCUCGAUGACUAUGAGAUUGAAUACAUCAAUAAAGGAGGUCCUCCAGAGCUGUAGAAGUCUUUUGAAGUCUAGUGCUGGUAGCUUUGAUUGCUUUAUUUAAGUGACAGAUCUGUAUUAAACAUAUAUUCGUCCAAGA
Molecule: messenger RNA, 1663 nt
Organism: Darwinula stevensoni
Lineage: Eukaryota; Metazoa; Arthropoda; Ostracoda; Podocopida; Darwinulidae
Source: the annotation of a GenBank genome assembly